AUGGCGGUCAUGUCAACGGCAAACCAGUUCCCCCAAGUGGGCUUCAUCGGUCUCGGAGCAAUGGGGUUUGCCAUGUCAACGCACCUGGUCAGGACGGGCUUCCCAGUCACAGGGUUCGACAUCUACGGACCAACGCUGGACCGUUGGCAGGCAACGUGUGACGAGAUCCCAGAGUCCCGCGCCAAAGCUGCCAGCUCGCCCGCAGAAGCUGUCAGAAACGCUGCGGUCGUUUGUCUGAUGGUCGCAAACCACCAUCACGUCCACUCCGCACUAUUCGACGAUAAUGGAGCGGUCCACGCCCUGCCCAAGGACUGCACGGUCAUCAUCCACGCCACUAUACCCCCUACACAGCCAUCUACCAUACGUGAGCGGCUGACGAGUGAAUUCCGCCGUCCGGAUGUUCGGCUCAUUGAUGCACCUGUGUCUGGUGGCGUCGCAAGAUCAAUUAACGGCACGUUGACUAUCAUGGUAUCCUCAGACGACAUGAAGAAUCUCCAAGAAACCAGCGCCAAAUCGGUCCUCGAGAAUGUCGCCAGUAAGGGCACGACGCUGUUCCCCAUCCCUGGCGGCCUCGGCGCGGGACAGUCGGCCAAGGCGCUGAACCAGGUCAUGUGCGGGAUCCAUAUCCCCUCGGCGUCAGAAAUCAUGGGCCUGGCGGCGAUCAAUGGCGUCGAUACACAGAAGUUCUACGACGCGCUGACCACCAAGGACGCUUCAACAGGGAAGACGCCCUUGGGCUGGAGCUGGAUGUUUGAGAACCGCGGUCCGCGGAUGCUGAGCGCGUCCCCACCCAUGGCUUCUGCGACCGCCAUCAUCAACAAAGACGUGGGCAUUAUCCGCGACGAGGAGGUGCGGCUAAGCGUCGAGCUACCGCUACUCAACGCAGCUAGCGAGGUCAUCACGCAGGUGAUGAAGACGCACGCUGCCGCCGACGACAGCUGCAUUGCGCAGUACUACCUUGGGUUUGACACAGACCGGGCUGAUCUGGUGGUGCAACGGGCCGGGAAUCCUGUUGCGGCGAUGGGUGACGAAGAUGCCCAGCAGCGCAUGAUCUGGAUGCUAGCCACAGCGCACGCCGUUAUACACCUGGUGUCGGCGUAUGAGACGACGCAGUUCGCCCGCGCGCUGGACUUGAUGCGUCCCGAGCAGAAGAAACAGUGGUUCAACAUCAUCUCGGGGGCUGCUGGUGGUAGCACCGUCUUCUCCGAGGUCAUCCCGCGCGCCGUCGCCUUGGACGAAGCCACCACCGCUGGCGACGGGGGCAGCAUUGAGGCUGCCUUCCGCAAGUACGCGCGCGACAAGUUUGGUGGCGCCGCCGAUAUCGUGCCCAAGAUCACCGAGGUCAUUGACGGCGCCAAGAGGCAGCAAUACGAGCCCAAGCUGCUGGAGGCCGCACUGGCGAAUCUGAAGACCUUGCUUGGUUAA
Molecule: messenger RNA, 1425 nt
Organism: Fonsecaea nubica
Lineage: Eukaryota; Fungi; Ascomycota; Eurotiomycetes; Chaetothyriales; Herpotrichiellaceae
Exons: 1
Coding region: 1-1425 (474 amino acids)
Molecular function (GO): NADP binding; oxidoreductase activity; NAD binding
Source: RefSeq, a predicted model, not a curated record